This is a messenger RNA of Dermacentor andersoni, 2633 nucleotides long. RefSeq names its product solute carrier family 53 member 1. Gene Ontology annotation, cellular component: cytoplasm; plasma membrane; Golgi apparatus. Gene Ontology annotation, molecular function: phosphate transmembrane transporter activity; inositol hexakisphosphate binding. The record is from RefSeq and is a predicted model, not a curated record. Lineage: Eukaryota; Metazoa; Arthropoda; Arachnida; Ixodida; Ixodidae. Gene Ontology annotation, biological process: phosphate ion transport; cellular response to phosphate starvation.
UGAGAUGUAGCAUAAUUUUGGUCGAAAUUGAGUCAACAACAGGACUUUGCUUUUGUUCAUGCUGUUGUACGUUUACCAGCAGCAUGCAGCGAGCACAUCUCGACGUGAAUCGUCGCAAUCAUGUUUAAUUUUCCCGCGCAUGUUUUUUUUUGUUUUUGUUUUACAUAAUCAAAGUUGAUCUUACCGAAAAGUAACAAACCUAGGCAUAAAUAUGUAUUUUAGAACCAAAUGGCCAAUAAGUUAUAAAACAUCUUUUUUCUGCAGGUACAAGUGAUGUAGAAAGCCAGCGCAUUCCAUUCGGUGCGGGAUGAAAAACAGCUGAAACACCAACAUGGCCGCUGUCGUUAUCGGCUCAAAUGCAGGUGUUGUGCACCGUGGGGUCGCGUUCUCUACGCCGUGAGACGGCGGCAUUCGUGCCACAGUGGAAGUCACAACGUCCGCAGCCAACCCCAUCACUGCGUCACCCUUCCUGGUCUGAGAAGCAAGAUGAAAUUCACUGAACAUUUGGCCGCGCACAUCACGCCCGAGUGGCGCAAGCAGUACAUAUUGUACGAGGAAAUGAAGACAAUGCUUUAUGGGGCGGUGGAAAGAGCCCCAUCUGCCGAAGUGGUGGAGCAGAGCAUAAUUACAAGGUACCUGGCAUCGUUUGAUGAAGAGUUCUUCCAGUACUGUGACAAGGAGCUGGCCAAGAUCAACACUUUCUACUCAGAAAAACUAGCAGAGGCGACGCGAAAGUUCAGCAACCUCAAGUCCGAGCUGAACAACUACAUCAGCAAGCUGGAGUCGCAUCGGCUGAGUAGCAAUGUGGCUGCCGCAGGAGGGGGCCGACUGGGUCUGAUGCGGGCCUUCGACCGGCAGGCACAGGAGGUCAAGAUCCACACACGCAAGAUUCAUGACCUGAAGCUGGCCUUCAGUGAGUUCUACCUCAGCCUCAUCCUCCUGCAGAACUACCAGAACCUCAACUUCACCGGCUUCCGAAAGAUCCUCAAGAAGCACGACAAGCUCUUGGGGACGAACCUAGGUGCCCAAUGGCGCCAGGGCAACGUGGAGGCAGCACCGUUUUACACCAACAAAGACAUCGAUCGGCUCAUUCAGGAGACAGAGAGCUUGGUGACCUCCAUGCUGGAAGGCGGCGACCGACAAAAGGCCAUGAAGCGGUUACGAGUACCUCCGCUUGGUGAUCAGCAAUCCCCUUGGGUGACGUUCAAAGUGGGUCUCUUUUCUGGUGCCUAUAUUGUACUCAUCAUUGCAGUGAUCCUUUCAGGUGUUUUUAGCCAGACGCGGGACGACUGGCGCAUCGUGUUUCGCCUCUACCGGGGCACACUGCUUAUCAUCCUGUUUAUGUUCCUCAUUGGAGUCAAUGUGUAUGGCUGGCGGACAUCUGGUGUCAACCAUGUGCUGAUUUUUGAGCUCGACCCCCGGAACCAUCUUUCUGAACAGCAUCUCAUGGAGAUGGCAGCCAUCUUUGGUGUCCUGUGGGCGCUGAGCGUGCUGGCGUUCCUCUACUCGGGCCCCCUGGCCAUCCCCACGUACGCCAACCCUCUUGCCCUGCUUCUGCUCAUGUUGGUGUUCCUGGUGAACCCGUUGCAUACCAUGAGGCACCAGGCGCGUUUCUGGCUGCUGCGGGUGCUGGGUCGCAUCUUUGCAGCUCCCUUCUUCUACGUGGGCUUUGCGGACUUCUGGCUGGCCGACCAGCUCAACAGUCUAGUGCCUGUGUUCAUUGAUGCACAGUAUUUCGUCUGCUUCUAUGCCACGGAUUUCCAGUGGAUGGAGAACAGCGACGCCACCCGCUGCAUGAACCAGCCUGUGAACCUCGCAUUGCGGCCCGUGUUGGCAUGCCUGCCAGCCUGGUUCCGGUUUGCUCAGUGCCUGCGUCGGUACCGGGACACGCGGGAAGCUUUCCCACAUUUGGCCAAUGCCACCAAGUACGCCACUACGUUCUUCGUCGUGCUCUUCUCGACCCUCUUCAAUGUCUACAGGGACAGCUACCCAUCGUCGAGCAGCCACCCAUUCUUCAUCCUGUGGAUCCUGUCGGCAGUGGUCAGCUCGUGCUUCACCUACACUUGGGACAUCAGGAUGGACUGGGGUCUGUUUGAUUCCAAUGCCGGCGAGAACCGCUUCCUGCGCGAGGAGAUUGUCUACUCCUCCUCGGGCUACUACUACUUUGCCAUCUUGACGGACCUGGCACUGCGCUUUGGAUGGACAUUGUCAGUGUCCCUAACGGAGCUCGGUGUCAUCCAUUCGGACCUUAUGGUCACCAUCCUCGCGCCGCUCGAGGUCUUCAGGCGUUUUGUGUGGAACUUCUUCCGGCUAGAAAACGAGCAUCUGAACAACUGCGGCAAGUUCCGAGCAGUGCGGGACAUCUCAGUGGCACCGAUCGAUGCUGGAAACCAAGCACUCUUGGUACGCAUGAUGGACGAGCCGUGUGGCGUCGUCAACCGUGGGGGCCGACGGGACCUUCGAAAACGAGCCAACAAGCAUAAGAAGUCAUCGCCGGAGACGAAGAUACUCCUUGAAACUGCGGAAGGCGACGACACUGUGGACGUCUAGUCAGCAUCGUCAGCUUGCUGCUUCACAUCGCUCCGGACAUCAUCGUUUGGAGAAUGGCAACAGGCUAACUUUCUCAGGAGGGC